Molecule: messenger RNA, 1687 nt
Organism: Oryzias latipes (Japanese medaka)
Lineage: Eukaryota; Metazoa; Chordata; Actinopteri; Beloniformes; Adrianichthyidae
Gene: ctso
Product: cathepsin O
Biological process (GO): proteolysis
Molecular function (GO): cysteine-type peptidase activity
Source: RefSeq, a predicted model, not a curated record
GAAACUUUCGUUUCCUGAACUCCCGCGUGAUUUUCUCCUCGGACGUUCGCCGGUUGAUCGGCAGAAUGAUCACGGCGGUUUUCGUGGCUCUGUCCGCAGCCGCCUCCGCGGUAUUGAGUGAAAGUGUGAGGUCGGCUGACAUUCGCUCUUUGUUGAAUGUGUCUACGUUCGAAUUCGACAAAUUCAGAAAAAACUUUAACCGUCUGUUUGACGGCAGCGGCGACCAGUUUAAGCGCCGGCUUCUGCACUUUCAGGAAGCUGCUGUGCGUCACACACACUUGAACUCAUUUUCCACAGAAGCCCAGUCUGCCACUUAUGGCUUCAACCAGUUCUCCGACCUGUCUCAGGAGGAAUUCAGAGGCAUUUAUUUGCAAGCGACUAGUGGCAGAGCCCCCCCCUUCUCUGGCCUGCCGGCGGAGGGGCUUCCAGCCAGAUUUGAUUGGAGAGACAAAGCGGUUGUGGCAGCGGUCCAGGACCAGCUAGCAUGCGGCAGCUGUUGGGCCUUCAGCGUGGUGGGUGCUGUGCAGUCUGCCCGUGCUGUGGGGGGGUCACGGCUGCAGCGGCUCAGCGUGCAGCAGCUCCUGGACUGCUCCUUCACAAACAAAGGCUGUGGCGGGGGUUCCCCCACCGCCGCUCUGAGCUGGCUUCUACAGACCAGAGAGAAGCUGGUGACGGCAGCAGAGUAUCCGUACCAGGCCGAGGCCCAGAUCUGCCGGUUCUUUUCCCAGACACACCAAGGCGUCGCUGUGAAGAACUUUACUGUCCAUAACUUCAGAGGCCAGGAGCCGGCCAUGAUGGCUCAGCUUGUGGAGCACGGGCCUCUGGUGGCUGUAGUGGACGCUGUCAGCUGGCAGGAUUACCUGGGAGGCAUCAUCCAGCACCACUGCUCCAGCCAGUGGCCCAACCACGCAGUUUUAGUGGUUGGAUACGACACUUCAGGAGAUGUUCCAUACUGGAUUGUGCAGAACUCUUGGGGAACCUCAUGGGGGAACGAGGGCUAUGUUUACAUAAAAAUGGGUGGAGACGUUUGUGGUAUCGCAGACUCAGUGGCCGCCGUCUCUGUCUGACAGCAACAUGUGAAUGAUUAUCCCGCCGCGGCCUUGUGAGAGUCAAAGCAUGUGGGCGUAUAGCUCUGAAAACAGCCUUCACCUCUGCUGCUCAUAACCUUUACUGUACACAUUAUGCAUCACAUUAAAUACAAGUUUGAACAGGACUGAGAUUUACAUCUGUACACCAAGGAUUACAUUAAUCACAGCAUAAAUACAUAGAAUACACAUAGAAUACUAUACAGAAUAAAUCCACUUUAGCUGUCUGUGACAGGAUGAAGGAGUCCUGCUGUCUGAUCAAGACAUGAAUGUGUUUUCAUAAAUAGAGAUAUGGCUGGAACCUGAUUCACUUUAGCCAAAGCUCUCCUGUUGGAUUUGUUUGAGAACCCUGAAGCCUUGUCCUGCCCGCCCGCCCCCCCGCCUCCCUGAUCCGAGCGGCUCCAGGUCAGUCGGUGCCGCCUCCCUCAUAUGUGACGGGACAUGAGGCAGCACUCUGCUCACUUGAGUUUAACAGUAAAAAAAGAGGUUUCUCCUCUUUGAAUGUGAAAAAAACUUUUGUAUAUAUUUUUUUAAUUCAUAAAUGUGUAUAUUUUCUUUAAGAAAUCUGCUGUUUUUCUACAUUGCAUUAAAUGGAAUGAAUC